AUGGGCGAUCUUUUCUCUGGACUGAACGAUGGACUGAUAAGUAGGGCGGAAGCGCUGGCUGCUGUAGACAUUAAACAUCAAGGAACGGGCGGACCAGGCGGUCUUCCACAACUCAAACACGACAUGAUGUACCACCACAGUAUGGGAGCACCUCCACCGGUCAGUAGGCCACAUCACCAGAUGGGACACAUGGAUGGUUUGGAAAUGUUAGAUCCUAUAUCGUCUUCGUCUAUGACUACAUUAACACCCAUGUCUGAAACUCCAACGCAUAUGCAUUCCUAUGGAAUGAAUCAUGUUAUGAAUCAUCAUCACCACGGAGGACCAUUAUCAGGUCACAGUGCUCCAGGUCAUCAUCCAGGUCAUCACGGCGGUCACCCUGGAGCACAUCACCCGGCGAUGGCAGCGGCAGCUGCAGCCGCGGCAGUCGCUGGACUCCAUCCCGAUGCCGACACAGACCCCAGAGAAUUGGAAGCCUUCGCCGAGAGGUUUAAACAGAGGAGGAUCAAGCUGGGGGUCACUCAGGCCGACGUAGGUAAAGCCUUGGCAAAUCUAAAACUUCCAGGAGUAGGAGCCCUCUCCCAGUCGACGAUCUGCAGGUUCGAAUCUCUAACUCUCUCCCACAACAACAUGAUAGCGCUCAAGCCGAUCCUCCAAGCAUGGCUGGAGGAAGCCGAGGCGCAGGCCAAAAACAAAAGACGUGAUCCGGACGCUCCUAGUGUCCUUCCGGCCGGCGAAAAAAAGCGUAAAAGGACUUCAAUCGCGGCGCCAGAAAAACGCAGUUUAGAGGCGUAUUUCGCAGUGCAACCGCGUCCGUCUGGCGAAAAAAUCGCCGCGAUCGCCGAGAAAUUAGACUUGAAAAAGAACGUCAUAAGUUUUACAAAAGAGGAUAACAACCCCGAUGCAUUACUUAUGGCUUCACCUAGAAAUUCUCACGAUUUUGACAGAAUUUGUUUGGAACCAGAAAAAACCAUUAAAGUUAUAAUGCCCUUGAAAAUAUGCUUAACCUCUAUUAGUUAUCCGCUGUCAAUUAUCAUGCAAUCUGACUCAUCUAAUAUUCCUACUUACAACAGAAAUGAUAAGCUGAAGUAUUAUAAUUAUAGGCCAAUAAGUUUAACGUUCAUGAUGGUUAAAAUUAUGAAUUCCGUUAUUCAAGAAACUUUUAUAAACUUUAUAAUUAUACAUCAGAGAAUUUCUGCUACUGGACACGGUUUUAUACCUGAUAAUCGAUAG
This is a messenger RNA of Diabrotica balteata, 1230 nucleotides long. Lineage: Eukaryota; Metazoa; Arthropoda; Insecta; Coleoptera; Chrysomelidae. The record is from the annotation of a GenBank genome assembly.